Lolium rigidum is the source of this 696-nucleotide messenger RNA. Its product is annotated as WUSCHEL-related homeobox 4-like. Gene Ontology annotation, cellular component: nucleus. The record is from RefSeq and is a predicted model, not a curated record. Gene Ontology annotation, molecular function: DNA-binding transcription factor activity; DNA binding. The transcript has 2 exons. Lineage: Eukaryota; Viridiplantae; Streptophyta; Magnoliopsida; Poales; Poaceae. Gene Ontology annotation, biological process: cell division; phloem or xylem histogenesis; procambium histogenesis. The coding region runs from base 1 to 696 and encodes 231 amino acids.
AUGAGGGUUCACCAUUUGCAUGUGGCCUACCUGGACAAAGCGGCCUCGGCCUCUUCGUCUCCAACAGCUCCAUCCACCUCCCCUCCCUGCCCUUCCUCGACAUUGCUCCCUUUCGCCUUCCGAUGCCUCCGCCCGCUUGCGCCCAAGAUCUCGCUCCCGGAUCAGCCGAAGACGAUGAUCGCCCCGCCGACAGCCGACGUCUUCGGCCGGGUCAGAAAUGCCACCAAGCUGCUCAGCUGCACCGUCAGAAAUCAUACCGUGCAAGUGCCGGUGGGUGGGACGACGAGGUGGAACCCGUCGGCGGAGCAGAUCAAGGUGCUGGAGGCGCUGUACCGCGGCGGGAUGCGCACGCCGAACGCGGCCCAGAUCGAGCGCAUCACGGAGGAGCUCGGGAAGCACGGCCGGAUCGAGGGGAAGAACGUCUUCUACUGGUUCCAGAACCACAAGGCCAGGGAACGCCAGAAGCAGAAGCGCGCCGCACUCCUCACCCUCAGCACCCUCGACUCCCCCUCCCUGCCGGAAAUCACGACUAAGGUAACCAAGGAAGCAUGUGACGACAUGACGAGCUGCAAGCGGCGGCGCACCUCGUGGGGUGACGUGCAAGGUGAUGCGGCGACGACAGAGGUGGCCGUCCACCGCACCGACGAUGAUGUCACCCUGGAGUUAUUCCCGUUGCGUCCGCAAGGGAAAGCUUAA